Molecule: messenger RNA, 1252 nt
Organism: Periophthalmus magnuspinnatus
Lineage: Eukaryota; Metazoa; Chordata; Actinopteri; Gobiiformes; Gobiidae
Product: fibrinogen alpha chain-like
Exons: 6
Coding region: 1-1179 (392 amino acids)
Source: RefSeq, a predicted model, not a curated record
AUGGGCUGGCCAGAAAUGGACCCAAUGGAACCAGAUCCCAUCAUCAAAGCCAUCACCAACCAAGGGGCCAUCCUCGGACAAGUGUUUGACCAUCCUGUUAAAGGCAAAGAAGUCGCCAAAUGCCUCUUCACUAUCUGCGUACUUUACAGCACCUCCCGCCCGAACCUCGCCGCUUCCCGGGGCCGUGGAAUCCGUGCCCGCUGCGCCCUCUCCGCCCUCCACGGGGCGGGGACGGGGCCCCCUGCUCCCGGCGUGGCUGUCGACUGGGGCGGACUGUCCUCAGUGCGUCCCAACUGGGUCGCGUCGCCAGGGUGGGGACCGGCCCACGUACAAAGGUGCCAGGGGUCUGCGGCGAUGUCGGCAACCCACCCGACCUGUCUUGAAACACGGACCAAGGAGUCUAACGCACGCACGAGUCAGAGGGUCCGACAAACCCCAUGGCGCAAUGAAAGUGAGGGGCGGCGCGCGCCGCCUGAGGUGGGGGUGAUUAUGGGGGUUCUGAUUUACUGUGAGAUGCAGUCUGAUGGCGGCUGGACAGUUUUCCAAAGACGCAGCGGGCCCCAAGUGAAGUUCAACAGAGGCUGGCUGGCCUAUAAGAAUGGCUUUGGGAGCCUCACACGACGCAGCGGGCCCCAAGUGAAGUUCAACAGAGGCUGGCUGGCCUAUAAGAAUGGCUUUGGGAGCCUCACACAGGACCACUGGCUCGGACUCAGGAAGGUAUUUGCUUUGACCAAGGCCAAGACCAGGAACUGGAUUUUGAGAGUGGAUCUCUGGGACCAUGAAGGAAACACUGCGUUUGCAGAGUACAGUCACUUUAAACUGGGAAAUGAGAAGUCAGGCUUCAAACUGCAUGUCAAGACGUACAAAGGGACUGCAGGUGAUGCCAUUCGUGGAGUAUAUGCAGGAAUUGACCAGAACGGUUUUGGCUUCAGCACCAUAGACAGGGAUAAUGAUGGAUGCCACCCUUGUAUUUUUGGGGACAUAGCCGAGGAGGAGUUUGUCGCUUCAGAGGGAGGUGGCUGGUGGUUCAGUCGCUGUGGGUCGGCCAGUCUCCAUGGUGACUAUCACCCAAUGGGAGAACACAUUGGUUGGGCAUCAGGUCUGCACUGGGACAGCUGGAAAGGCAGGGCUCCAUACUCUCUGAAGGCAACCAGGAUGAUGGUCAAACCAAUGGUGUAGACACGAUUCUUUCAGAUAUAAUUCAGCAUCAUGUUGUUUUGUUGUGUGCAAGUUUAAAAAUAUUUCUCUUAAA